Molecule: messenger RNA, 2412 nt
Organism: Phanerochaete carnosa HHB-10118-sp
Lineage: Eukaryota; Fungi; Basidiomycota; Agaricomycetes; Polyporales; Phanerochaetaceae
Exons: 4
Coding region: 226-2097 (623 amino acids)
Biological process (GO): protein phosphorylation
Molecular function (GO): ATP binding; protein serine/threonine kinase activator activity; protein kinase activity
Source: RefSeq, a predicted model, not a curated record
GCGCCUGUGGCAGCCGGCAUCGGCUAAUUUCCAUAACAAGCUUGUUUCUUCCUGUUGCCGCCGCCACUGCCCAGAAAGUUGCGACAUUGCCGUACAUGAUAAAUCCGCACCAGCCCCAUUUUUGUCCUCUACCACAGCCCACUACCACCACCGUUGCGAUCCGUCAGAAAGCUGCCGUCGAUCAUCAACUUGCAAAACUAGCCUUCGGUAGCACAGCAGUACUACAUGCCUUCUGCCUCUGUCAAUGCCCCUGCUACAGCUGCCACAGAUCCGAUAUCCAGAAACUUCAUCGGUGCAGUUAAAGACGAAUGGCAACUCUAUAGCGAUCACGCACAAGACUACGACAUUGGUCCGCCCAUUGGAUACGGUGCCUCCUCCAUCGUUUACACAGCGACUUUCCAGCCGACACCGGAGCCGAUGCGGACGCCAUGCGCACUCAAAGUAGUCGACCUUGAUCGCCUGCCGCAACACACCCUUCACCUGCUCAUGCAAGAAACACAACUGAUGUCAUUGUCCAAGCAUCCGAACGUCCUCCGUGUGCGCGGACAGUGGAUGGACGGGCACAAGUUGUACAUUGCCCUUAGGCUAAUGAACGCAGGAAGCGCAGCGGACGUGAUGCGCUACGCUUGGCCUGGUGGAAUGGAGGAAGAUGUCGUCAAAUGUAUCCUCAAGCAGGCUCUUGAGGGGAUCAAUUAUCUCCACAUCAACGGUCUCAUUCACCGCGACAUCAAAGCUGCGAACCUGCUCAUUGACGAAGAUGGUACUGUGUUACUCGGUGACUUGGGUGUCGCCGCGCCCCUGUGGGAGACCGAAGAUUCCGUAAACGCGAAGUCCUACGGCAAGAACCCGAUCGACAUCAGCUCACCAUCUGGCUUUCGUACACCAAAUACCCACUCAUCACACAUUUAUACCCACGGCCACAAUCAUACCCAUUCGCAUCCGAAGCCGCGCCUAGCAGGCAAGCGCAAGUCGUUUGUCGGCACACCAUGUUGGAUGGCCCCGGAAGUCAUCACUGGUAAGCAAUAUGACGCGUCCGCCGACAUCUGGUCUUUCGGCAUUACCGCGUUGGAACUUACACAAGGCCGAGCACCGCUCUCGCGUGCCGCCCCUGCAUCCGUCCUCACGCACGUUGCCACUUCGCCGCCGCCGAAGAUGGAUCGGAAAACCGGUGUGCAUACAUACUCCGCCGCGUUCGCGGAUAUCGUCACCCAGUGCCUGCAGAAGGACCCUAGUAAGCGGCCAACAGCACAGGACUUGCUCAAUACUGGCUUCUUCAAGAGCGCGAAGAAGAAAGGGUACCUAGUUGGGACUGUCUUGAAGGGCUUGCCUCCACUAGUGCAAAGGCAAGAGAAGCGCCCUGUACCUGGCAUGACGGCACAUCGUACCAUGGACAGCUGGGACUUCAGCGUUCGGGAGGACAUGAUCGCAUGCCCUACCAACAGCGUGUACAGUUUCCACAGUCAUUUCUUCAAGAAGCGGCGCAGUACGCUGCCGCGGGACGGUAUCACGGAGCUGAACGAUGAGGACCGGGGAGAUCAGGUGUCGAGCGAGACCGAGCCCAGGUUGAGUUCAAAUGCUGCCACAUACGCACAAGACGUCCGUCAGCACUAUAGGUCGAGGUCCCAUUCUUACUCCUGGAGCGUUUCCUCGGAUGGUAGCCGGUCCUGUGGUACGCAACCCCACUCCAAGACGGCGUGCGGAACGCCUGCGAAGGAGCCCGACGGGGUGGAGGGGGCAUCGACUCCGGCGACUAUGUCUGCGGCACCCAGCAAACGCGAAGAUGUGGGCCUGCCAAGCAACGCUUCCAGCCAGAUGCCCUUGUCUCCCGCGCUCUCUGAGAGUUCGUCGCACACCUCGUCUUCCGUCCCGACAUCGCCAGAGCCAUCCGAGCCUGUCACGCCCCCACAGCCUGCUGCUACGCCGCAGCCAAAGCUCUGGCGGCAGCUCGUCGGGCGCAGCGAGGGCGGCCACCACGGAAAGGAUGAGUGCGACGACGUGGUUGGAAGUAGUGGUGCAGGUGCAGGUGAGUCGUUCAGGCGCAGGGCCUUCGGUGGAAUGAGCAGCCUUGUGCGGACCAUGCGCUCUGGCAGACAGUAACGCAAGGCCCCGUCGUCGUUCUGGGCCCGUCCCCAUGUGCAUCUGAAUGGCGUGCCAUAUGUGCACUACGCGGAUCUGUGGGUUCUCUUGCUUCAUUUGGCUAGGGCUAUAUACUCUAGUCCUGCUUGGCUGGCAUGCUACUCUGCCUUAGGCCGGGUUGUAUACCAAAAUUGCGCAUAUGUUUCGGUAUUCGUCUGGUGUUGUGUCGUUGUUUUGAAUGCUCGCCUUUCGCGAGUGCUGUUCUUGAUCUGUCCCCAUGUAAUAUUGUGCUCACGUCAUUAUGCGUGUACUAAUACUGGCAAUAAUUAACGAUCG